CAUAUUCCAACAGCAGCCAAGGGAGCUAGCUCUCUUGCCGUCUUGGUUAUGCGGACUGGGUCCAAUCCUAAAAAGCUGUUUUUAUGAACUGUUUUUAUUGGAUAGGAUGAUUAUGUUGAAUAAACGAGGUUUGUGUCAAUGGGAGAUUGACUUGGAGUUUUUACGAGUUGAUUCUAAAACACAAUAACCUUUUUUAGAAAGCUGCCAUAAAAGCAGUUUUUAUUGCUAUGUGUUCGGGGAAGUCUCAAGCGUAGUUUGGAAGAACUGUGCGGUACGGUAUCGCCAGGAAAUAAAUUUGUGGGACCGAUGAUUCGAUUUGGAUUGCUGUUGAUUUCGAAGAGCAGGUUUGAUGCGGAUGAGCCGCGUGCUGUGCGCUACUGUCCAAGUUGAUGCUAUUUUGCCAGGGCUUGUUCUCAGCCACGGCCCUGGCUCAGGCCGCUUGCCAGAAACAGAGCACAUCCCGCAACUCGGCAACAGCCAUUGAUAACGUCGGGCUUGUCCUCUUCGCUUGCGUGAGCUACAACCAAUAGGGUCCAAUACGCGACCAGUAUCACCUUGCCCUUGGCCCGCUCCGGAACGAGCCAGCCGCAAAGCACUCUCGUUCCUAAUUGGCCUGGUACAUGUAUAUCUGCCAGCAGCCGAGAGGAGAGUCUGGAGCUGUACAGUGUCGGAUGGUGUUGUGUAAUUCAUUCAUAUCAAGGAAGUUCAUCAGGCAUUGCGACACACCUAACAAAGAGGUCAGAGCUGGCUUUGCACACCGUUGGUCUUUUCCUGGCGACUUAGGAGAAGCAGCAGUGGCUAGGGUGGAGUGAAGACAGCGGCGGGACUCGGACAUGAGCGCAGGCCCCAGCCACGCACCUUCUUCGGAUCUACCUCCUCUCGUCGAGCGUGGCUAACAAAGUGGUGAAAGGGAGCUCUUCAGCAGUUAAAUCUGUGUCAGACCUGCUGUAGCACACGCACGCACGCACGCACACACAACACACGUACACACACACACGUGUGGCAACGCAAUGUGCAUAAACGCAAGCGUCAGUUCAAACGUGCUCUCGUACAGAGUGCCUAACGCGGCCCUUUACCUAGGAACCACGGUUGCCAUAGCAUCAUGUCUGUGCAGCAUCUGUAUCAUCGCCGUGCACGUUCUUCUGCGCUUUCUAUCCGUUUCAGGCCAGGGCAUGCAGGCACAGUCACGUCUGUUUGUGGUGUUUAUAUCCGUGUGCAACGUAGGCGUGUGCGUACUGAACAGCCUGGGAUCACUGACGUACGGUCAACCGGGAGUGCGCACGGCGUAUCUCGUGUGUCGGUGGCAGGCGAUGCUGGGCAUCAUGCUGAACAUGGCGUUCGUCCUGUGGGUCCUGUCGUUCGUCGUCUUCCUCUACAUCAUGAUCCCACGCGACAAGAUCAAGUCAGCCAUCAAGUACCGAUUGGUGUUCCACUGCAUCUCCUGGGGAUUCCCCGUCGCCCUCGCACUGACCGUGUACUUUAUGGAUGCGGUGCCCUCUGCGCCGCGGAAUACGAGUGAUAUUAGCCUUCCGAGCAGUGUCGUGAUCAAUCAAUACUCGCGAGCAACCGUCGGUUGGUGUUGGAUAGCGGAACAACCGGCUCAGCCCAAUGGUCUGCGUUGUGACCAGGCGCGCCUGCUGUGGAUGCUGGUAGCGGGCAGAGGGUGGGAGGUGCUCGCCUACGUCGUGAUGGGGGUGCUGGUCUUCCUGAUCCGCCGAUACGUCACUACCCUGAACUCCCCACUGUCACAGCUGUAUUCGCAUCCCAAUGGCUUGCUGAUCAAGGGCGCAAUGAAAACGAUCAGUGGCAAGGCGUGCGCACUGGUCGUCACCUUCAUCUUCCUGCGCGUCUGGGGCACGAUACGCGUGCUGUUUGACUACGGCGAGUACUACAACAAGCAUCCCACCGUCAACCUGGUCUUCGUCUAUUUCCAGGCUGUCGGCGACAAUGCGCAGGGCGUUGUCAAUCUCAUCCUAUUCGUCCUGAUGGCUCCAAAGAUCCGCGGCGAGCUGGCAGCGGUACUGUGCAUACGCUGUCGCCACUGCUGCUGCUGUUGCUGUUACCACGGCGAUGACUGGCGCUACAGACGGCAGAAUAACUUGGACGAGGACAGUGGUGGUUCUGAGGAGAGUGUGGAUCGUCCGUCAGACCUCAACCUACCUCCCAGAGACGCGCCUUUGUCCAGGCAGCUGACAACGACAACGAGCUUGUUAACAGUCAGUUCUGGCGGUGCCCGUGACGUGGUGCUGGCCGAUGGCAGCACGGUGCACACUCACCGCAGAUCCAACGCGUCCUCGUCCGACUAUCGCUCCAGCGCCCCCGAGCUGGAGAUGACCGAGAGCCACCCGGGAUGCAGCUGGGCAGGGAGAUUAUCGCGGCAGAACAGUCGCGGCCUGGACCUGUCGCAGCGCAGCCAAGAGUCCUACCUCUCGGCCAGCUCCAUAAACUCCCACCACACAGGCAUGUCUGGCACGGCAGCCAUCGCAUCCCCGAUCACUGAAGUGGAAGACACGGAAACCGUCCACCGUGCGUUACCAGCAGUAGUGCGUCGUCCGCGACGCCGAUUGCGUACGAAAGCCUCCCAGCUGCUACACUUCGACCUCCGUCACCGAAGGCAGCAGCGCGAUCAACGUCCCCGAAGGCAACACCACGACCAACGCCCCAGAAGGCAGCACCACGACCAACGUUCUCGAAGGCAGCACUAUGACGAACGUCCCCGAAGGCAGCACCACGGCAACCCGUGCAUAUAAUGGCCAGUAUAUCCUUUGUGCUUCGUGCUGCUCUGUUUUUUAAUGCUCUACCUAAUGACUUGAAAUCCUCUUUUUUUACGUCUCAGUUCGAUCGUGGUUUUAAGCGCUUAUUGGAUGAUCCAGUUUGGUUUGAACGAUAUCGUGCAAUUUUGUUUGACAACGUUGGCAACGUUUAGUCUCUCACCAGCUACAUGUAUAUAUUGCCCAGGUUCAUUCAGCAUACGUUUUUCUUCUUUUUUCUUUAUGUUCACCACUCAUCCCCCUUUUUUUUCUAAACAUUUACACUGAUGUACUUGUAUAUACAUUCUUUAUUCUUUUAUUUUUUGGUCCCAUCGGCCUCUUCAUAUUUGUGCAGCUGCACUGUUGAGCUUCCGAUGUACAUGUAAAACAAAUAAUAAUAAUAAUAAUUUGUCGUUUGUCUCUUUCCC
This is a messenger RNA of Sycon ciliatum, 3178 nucleotides long. RefSeq lists its product as uncharacterized. The coding region runs from base 1011 to 2750 and encodes 579 amino acids. The record is from RefSeq and is a predicted model, not a curated record. The transcript has 3 exons. Lineage: Eukaryota; Metazoa; Porifera; Calcarea; Leucosolenida; Sycettidae. Gene Ontology annotation, cellular component: plasma membrane. Gene Ontology annotation, biological process: adenylate cyclase-activating G protein-coupled receptor signaling pathway; cell surface receptor signaling pathway. Gene Ontology annotation, molecular function: G protein-coupled receptor activity.